AUGCUGGCGCUGCCUUUCUGGGCGCAGGCAAACGAUGAACUUCUGAUGCUGCAGGAGGACGCCGGGCAGUGGACGUUGCCCGGCAAGAAUUAUUCCGCCAACCGUUACAGCACCCUCAAUCAAAUCACCAGCCGUAACGUCAAGAACCUGAAAGCGUCAUGGACGUUUUCGCUCGGCGUGCUGCGUGGGCAGGAAGGCGCCCCGCUGGUGGUCGGUACCACGAUGUACGUGCACACCGGGUUUCCGAACAACGUCUACGCGCUGGACUUGACCCGGGACGGCGCCCCCAUCAAGUGGGCUUAUAAGCCCAAUCAGGAUGCCAACGUGCCCGCGGUGGCGUGCUGCGACACGGUAUACCGCGGCUUGGCCUACGCCGGUGGGAAGAUAUUCCUGGCGCAGUUGGACACCAACGUCGUCGCCAUCGAUGCCGCGACGGGCAAGGAAAUCUGGAAGGUCACGCAGGGCGACCCGGGUCAGGGUAUGACCAUUACCGCCGCGCCGUUGGUGAUCAAGGACAAGGUCAUCACGGGCAUCAGCGGUGGUGAGUUCGGCGUGCGCGGCUUCGUGACCGCAAACGACAUCAACACUGGCGAGCAGGUCUGGCGCGCCUACAGCGCCGGGCCGGAUACGGACGUGCUGAUCGGCGACGGUUUCAGCUCGCCCUACGCCAGCCAUCAGGGUGCCGACCUCGGCGUCAGCACCUGGAAGGGUGAUGAGUGGACGCGCGGCGGCGGCACCACCUGGGGCUGGUACACCUACGACCCCGAACUCGACCUGCUGUAUUACAGCACCGGCAACCCCGGAGCCUGGAAUCCGACCCAGCGCCCCGGCGACAAUAAAUGGUCCAUGACCAUCUUCGCGCGUAAUCCGGACACCGGCAUGGCGCGCUGGGCCUAUCAGAUGACGCCGCACGACGAGUGGGAUUACGACGGCGUCAACGAGAACAUCCUGGCCGACUUGAGCAUGAACGGGGAGACCCGCAAGGUCUUGGUGCACUUUGAUCGCAACGGCUUCGGGUACACGAUUGACCGCGCUACCGGCGAGGUGCUGGUGGCGGAGAAGUUCGGCGCCGUCAACUGGGCGACCAGCGUGGACCUGGAAACCGGCUUGCCCGUUCGGGUGGCCGAAAAAGGUACUCAGGCGGGCCGUAACAGCAAGGACAUUUGUCCGGCGGCCAUUGGCACCAAGGAUCAGCAACCCGCGGCCUUUUCGCCGAAGACCGGCCUGUUCUAUGUUCCCACCAAUAACAUCUGCAUGGAUUACGAAGGUGUGCCGGUGAAAUACCAGGCCGGACAAUGGUACGUCGGCGCGAUAGUGCGGAUGUAUCCCGGACCGGGCGGCAACCGCGGUGAGUUCAUCGCUUGGGAUGCCACCACCGGGGAGAAAAAGUGGGGCAUCAAGGAGAAUCUGGCGGCGUACGGCGGCGCGUUGGCCACCGCCGGCAACGUGGUUUUCUAUGGCACCAUGGAAGGCUGGCUGAAGGCCGUGAACGCCAAGACCGGCGAGUUGUUGUGGCGGUUCAAGACUGGCUCCGGCAUCAUCGCCAACCCGAUGACUUUUCUGGCGCCCGACGGCAAGCAGUACGUGGCCGUCAUUUCGGGGGUCGGCGGCUGGGCCGGCAUCGCGGCGGCUCUGGACAUCGGACCUGAGGAUCCCACCGCGGGGCUGGGUGCUCUCGGCGCCUUUGGCGACGCGGGGAUGCACAGCACCAAGGGAGCCAUGUUGUACGUCUUCGGACUGUAA
Geodia barretti is the source of this 1743-nucleotide messenger RNA. The record is from the annotation of a GenBank genome assembly. NCBI's taxonomy places the organism in Eukaryota, Metazoa, Porifera, Demospongiae, Tetractinellida, Geodiidae.